AUGCCUUCGAUGGUCAUUCUCGGUCUGCGGGCCGUUCAGCUCCUUUUCGGCUUUAUUGUCUUGGGACUGUCUGCCUAUGUUGCCCACUGGUACAAUGCCGAUACCCUGACUGCCUCGCCGUCGCAGAUUGACUGGCUACUAUUCUGCUCCCUCUUCACCAUUUUGUCGGUCGUCUACCUCGAAGUUGCGCCGAGAGCCAUGCCAAAGAUUGUCCACCCCAUGGCCGUUGUUGCUGUGGAACUGCUCAACGCUCUCUUCUACUUUGCCGGCUUCAUUGCCCUCUCCGUCUUCAUCAGCAAGCUCCUCUUCUGCCGCGGAAGCGUGUGCGGCUCAGCCCGCGCCGACGUGGCCUUUGGUGCCAUGGAGUUUCUGGCCUGGACCGGCACGGCCGUCUUCUCCGUCCGCGAUGCCAUGAAGGGGGGGUUCAACUUGCGCCGCCGCGGCGGUGCCAGCAGCUCAGCCCCCGUCGGCGGCUCGCAAAUGAAGGAGGCCCAGCUGCCCUAA
Messenger RNA from Pestalotiopsis fici W106-1, 504 nucleotides. RefSeq lists its product as uncharacterized. NCBI's taxonomy places the organism in Eukaryota, Fungi, Ascomycota, Sordariomycetes, Amphisphaeriales, Sporocadaceae. The coding region runs from base 1 to 504 and encodes 167 amino acids. Gene Ontology annotation, cellular component: membrane. The record is from RefSeq and is a predicted model, not a curated record. The transcript has 3 exons.